CUCAAUUCAAAAAGCUUACAAAACAUAAAGACUUCGAAACGACUAUGGAUGCAACUUAUAAUCUGGAGCUCCAAUUGCCUGGUUUCCGGUUUCAUCCGACAGAAGAAGAGUUGCUUGAUUUCUAUCUAAAAAAGAUGGUAUCUGGGAAGAACGCUCGCUUUGAUAUCAUCGGCUAUCUAAACAUAUACCUUUAUGAUCCUUGGGCUUUACCAGGAUUGUCCAAGAUUGGUGAAAGGGAGUGGUACUUUUUUGUGCCAAGAGAUAGAAAGCAUGGGAGUGGAGGGAGACCUAACCGAACCACUCAAAACGGAUUCUGGAAGGCAACUGGUUCGGAUCGUAAGAUAUUCAGUUUGUCCGACCCAAAGAAGCAUCUCGGACUCAAAAAGACAUUGGUUUUCUACAAAGGCAGAGCACCAAGGGGGAACAAAACCGAUUGGGUCAUGAAUGAGUACCGUUUACCUGAUAAUUACCCAUUAGCCAAGGAAAUAGUAUUGUGCAAAAUAUAUAGAAAGGCAACUUCUAUGAAGGUGUUGGAGCAAAGGGCAGCAAUGGAAGAAGAAACGAAGACUCUCCAAGUCCCCACUCCUUUAUCUCCCGAAGAAACUAUCUCAUUCUACACACAAACAAACGAAAUAGCACCACCGAAUCCAAUACCAGCAACACCAAUGGAGUCUUGCCACGUGGUAUCUGACAGCAACGAUGAAUUCUAUCAAGACUUGCUACUUUUCAUGGACGAAAAACUCAAAGAUGAGUGUUCACCAGAAUCAUGCCAUGUGGCAUCUGAUAAUAAAGACGGAUUACGACAUGACAAAAUGUUUACGUUUGAUGAAAAGUUGAAAGAAGAACCUGAUGUUAUCAGCGAUGCAACUAGCAGUAACAUUGAAGAUAGCACUAAUAAUAAGGUUUCCGGUUUAAGGGUACCGUUAGGAAAGGAGAUGAUACGAGAGCUGCAACUGCCCAAAAUGAACAUGGAUUGGACCCAAGACUCCUUCUGGACUCAAUUAUGCAGUCCAUGGUUAGAGAAUAUAACAUUGACAUCUCCUUAUGCUAAUAUCCUUAAUUUCUAAGUUUGUAGCAUAUAUUGAUUUAAUUGUAGAUUAUAUCUAAACGUUAAAUAAAAAUGGAACAUGGCCCAUUUUGUGAA
Lactuca sativa (garden lettuce) is the source of this 1144-nucleotide messenger RNA. It is a transcript of the gene NAC036, whose product is annotated as NAC domain containing protein 36. The record is from RefSeq and is a predicted model, not a curated record. Lineage: Eukaryota; Viridiplantae; Streptophyta; Magnoliopsida; Asterales; Asteraceae. Gene Ontology annotation, molecular function: DNA binding. Gene Ontology annotation, biological process: regulation of DNA-templated transcription.